Molecule: messenger RNA, 2686 nt
Organism: Cinara cedri
Lineage: Eukaryota; Metazoa; Arthropoda; Insecta; Hemiptera; Aphididae
Source: the annotation of a GenBank genome assembly
AUGGCCAAAAUCAUGGGAAAGAACCCACAGUAAGUGUACCCGAUAAACCAGGAAAGCAGUAAGGUUAUACUCUUAUAUUAAUUAUUAAUUUUCUAUCCUUUUUUCUUUUCCAGAUUAGUUGACGGUUACAGAAAGUUACACAUAUUCGCUGAGGUCAUAAAAUACUUUGGUAUGCGAUCGUGGAUGUUCGGCGAGGCGAACAUUGUUGAGUAAGAUGUCCGAGGUUGACCGGUCUCUAUUCCAAUUCGAUAUGACCGGAUUUAAAUGGCUCGAUUAUUGCCACUAUCACUCGAUAGGCGUUUGUUUGUACAUUAUUAAUGAACCGAUAGAAACCCUUUCGAAAGGAAUUAAACGCUUAAAAAAGUUAGUAAAAUCACUCGUAGCAAUAUUACGAUAUAAUAAUGUACCCACUAUACAGGUGUCCCACGAAAAUAUGAUCCGGUAUCUUGGAAAGUACUUUUACCACUUUAUUCGGAAUUUUUAAAAAAAAAAAUUAGAAAAGUAGGAUAUCGCAAUGAUCAAAAUAAUUUUGUGUGACACUCUGUGUAAAUCUCUUUUGGUUUUUUUUUUUUGUUUCAGAUUGACCAUGGCCUAUUACACAUUACUAGCAUUUUUAGUCUCAGUGGUCUUGAUAAUAAUUUACAUUUUAUUCUUGUUAGUUUUAAAUUGAAAUUUCCCUUUUUUCGUAAACCACGAUCCAUCAUUUAUAUAUUUAUUUAUUAAUUUAUUUUCGUAUGACCAUAAUAAUGCAAUACAAUAUAACAUAAAUGCAUAUAUACAAAAACGUAAAUAUAGAUUAAAAUUUAUAAGGUUAGAUAAAUUGUUUAAAAUAAAUUCAGAUUAUAGGCAAACAUGUGUCACCGAUUUGUCUUAAAUGUUAAAUGUUCACGUCCAGUUUGUCUAGCUAUUGUCCAUUAUUCAAUACCAUAGUAUAAACAAUGUACUCUUCGAUUAUAUAUUUCUUUGAUACGAUUUCUUAAAUCAAGAAGAAGUUGAAAUAGUUUAAAAACGAUCUUUUUUUAAUAUUUAUAAAAGAGUAUCGUGUGUAUAUUAUAUUAUAUAUCAUAAAAGAUCCCGAAGCAAUUCAAAUGAUCCAUUUUUUUUCUCGCAUAGAUACCGCUUACUUCGUAGUACCCAUCAUAGGUUUCAACGCACAUGGUCUAAGCACGCAGCGGUUCAUACAUUUUUCAGAAGAACGUGCCUUUUAGAUAAAGUUCAUUCGCAGUGCUCUGCUAUAUAAACAUAAACCACGAGUUUCUUUAAGCUACACGAUUGCGUACAACGUUAGGUACCUGAUUUUCGGGUACACGAUUGCAUACGAAAUUUUAAGCGUUGUUGUCAAUUUUUUUACUGGUAUAUACCACACGAGUGAACUAAACAAUUGCAUAAAUAUUAAAUUAUUUUUCGUUUUUUCCAUAAACGUUUAAUGUUAACGAUAUCAACGCAACAUCAAAUACAUCUUAAUAUGCUGGAAAUUUCGCUAUUCCCAAUAUAUAGUUUUCGAUCUCUUCACUUCGCGGAUCAACCUACCUUGAAUCACAUAGUUGUGUGCCAUUUUGAAAACGACCAAGUUAUUUUAAUUACCAUCAAAAUCUAAACCUAGGUUCGUUUCAUAUACAAGAUCAUCCCGACUACUCGGAAACGUGGUAUAAACUAUGAGGUGUUAAAAUUAAUAAUAAAUUAAUUAAAUAAUUAAUAAAUCCAUCCACUUCACCUUCUUUCUUCAUAAGGGCAAUACAUAAAAAAAAAAUAAAUACAUUUUGAUAGAUAGGUAUUAUUGUAAAGUCACGUCCACACUAGUAAAAAUGUUCGUUAUGCGUCGCAUUUAGCGCAAAUUUGUUCGUGCGGCACAAAAUGUGUGCGUGUGUGGACGUAUUCACCACUACAUAACAACGCACAGAAAUAUUUUCGGCGCAUUCUACACACAUGAUUCGUCGGUCAUGGGUUUUUCGCGCCAUAACAGAAAUUUUCGUCACAACAUUAUUCUAGCGCGGACAUAUUUUUUCAUGGUGUGUUUUUCUGUUCACAAAAAUAAUCAUAAAUAGUAAUUAUACAAUACAUUGUUAUUUAAAUUAAACUUUUGAUUAAAAUUUAAAACUGUUUAAAUCAUUAGAUUAUACAUAGCGCUCAAACUAUUACACAAACUCUGUUUUUCGUAUUCUUGAAUAAGAAAAAUAACGUAUUCUUUGUUCAAAUUAAUUUUUAUUAAUAUUUUUAUUUUUUUUAUUUCCAACGAAAAAAUAAUGUGCAAUUAUAUUACUUAAUAAAAUAUUAAAUAAUGCAUAUCUCCUUCAAGCUAUGCUUGUGGCGGAGAUACAGAGUUACAAAAUAAUUGCACAAUAAUAAAAAGACGGACAUACUUUACAUGCGGGUGCAGCCACUGUUAAAGGCGGGAAGUUGGGAAGGUACGAUACCAGGGGCGGCUCGUCAGGGGAGACUUUGAGACUGCGUCUCCACUUGAAAAAAAAAAACAGCUACUUGUAAAUAAUAAUUAAUUAAAAAUAAUAACAUAUAGAGAUAUUUUUGUUUAAAUUGAAAAUAUAUUAUACCGUUUUCAUUGUUUAUUAUUAUAAAUUAUAAAUGAAAUAAAACCUAUUAAUAGUUAUUUCGAUGAAAAUACCAUUUUAGUCAUUUCUACGACGGUGGCCGGUUCAGCGAAACUGAAGCCCGACAGUUUCCAUCGUAA